AUGGACUUGGAAAUAGGGCGAGUCUCUAUAUGCCUGGACGAUGGGCAAUAUAUGGCGUUUUCGGAUAUUGUGUACGAGAUUAAACCCCGUUUGGGUAGAUCAUGGUUUAAGAAAAAUCUACAAAAACAAACGAUACUCAAUGGCGCAGUUGGUGCGAUUCGACCAGGGCGAUUGACAUACAUCCUGGGUCCUUCAGGAGCCGGCAAGACAUCUCUUCUCAAAAUAUUGGCAGGAAGGAAGAAAACUGGUGUAUCCGGAACAGUCGUCGGAGCAGGAAGUGAUAUUGUAUUAGUCCAACAACAUGCUACCCUCAUCGGUACAUUGACGGCAAAGGAAACCCUUUUAUUCGCGGCUGCUUUAAAAUUACCCAACGCCACUCGUUAUGAACGGAACUAUAUUAUAGAAACAGUAACAAAACAACUGGGCAUCAAUGACAUUUUUAAUACAAGAGCAGGCAAACUUUCUGGUGGUGAGCGAAAGCGACUAACUAUAGCUUGCGAGCUGCUUACAAAUCCACAUAUAAUGUUACUGGACGAACCUACAAGUGGUCUGGACUCAGUAUCUUCAAUGUCAGUGGCUCAAUCCUUACGUGCAGUAACAAACGGUGGGCAUACAGUCGCCUGUGUUAUUCAUCAGCCAUCCUCCCAACUGUUCGCAUCCGGUGAUGAUGUCAUCCUCUUAGCAGCUGGAAGGACGUUGUAUGCCGGCGCCAUAUCUGAUCUACCUGAUAGCUUGAAUAGAGCCGGUUUCCUGUGUCCGCAUUAUUAUAAUUUAGCCGAUUUUAUACUAGAAAUAGCAAGUGGAGAGCAUAGUGGCAACAUAGAUACUUUGGAGAUGGAAGCAAAAGUAUAUGCAUUGGAGAUGAAAAAAAUUGCCGAAGGGAGUGUUCAACAAACGAAUGGGAAAGAUAAGUCACCAGAAACAGUGGCACUGUUAAAUACGAAUUCGUCGUUUGAGAGCAAAGGAUAUUUAGCUGGGUUUAGUCAGCAAAUGAGGGCAUUGCUGUGGCGAGGUUACCUUGGAGCAUUACGUGAUGUGCAUUUAACUCAGAUUCGAUUAGUAACACAUUUCCUAGUAGCGAUUCUAUUGGGUGCGCUCUACAAUGGUGCAGGACAAGAUGGCGGACGAACGGUUUCAAAUACGGGCUGUCUCUUUUUCUUUCUUCUUUUCCUGUAUUUCUCCAAUGCAAUGCCUACAAUACAUAGAUUUCCAGUGGAAGCAUCGGUAAUCCUACAAGAACAUUUGAACAAGUGGUAUUGUCUAUCGACGUACUGUGCGACUAAGAUCAUAGUCGAUUUUCCUAUUCAGUUGUUAUGUGCAACGGUGUUCGUAUUUCCGGCUUGGUACCUCACGUCUCAGCCCUUGGAAGUCGAUCGUUUGGGCCUUGCGUGGUUAAUAUGCGUACUGGUUACCAUAUUGGCGCAAACAUUCGGCCUCGUGAUUGGCGCAGCGUGUGAUGUUGAGUUGGGCCUCUUCGUGAUACCAGCAGCGAACAUUCCUAUGCUGAUGUUUUCUGAAUUCUUCAUCCCAUACAAAGAAAUGCCAUCAUAUCUCCAACCGUUCGCACUAAUUUCCUAUUUCCGUUACGCGUUCGACGCUUUUAUGCAGACCGUAUACGGUUUCGGUCGGUCGAAAUUACCCUGUUAUAAAAUAAUCUGUUUAUUCCGUGACCCGAAAUAUUAUCUCGAUUAUUUGGGUUUGACCGGAAAUUUUGUUAAUGACGUCUUAGCACUUGUUAUUUGGACAUUGUUACUACAGUGCACUUUAAUAUGCGUUUUGAAAUACCGAGUGUAUAAAGCAUGUAAAUAG
Pieris macdunnoughi is the source of this 1809-nucleotide messenger RNA. Lineage: Eukaryota; Metazoa; Arthropoda; Insecta; Lepidoptera; Pieridae. The record is from the annotation of a GenBank genome assembly.